CUAGGCCUGGCAACCCUAAACCAGCAACGCCAAGUUGAAGCAUGUUUUCUUGAUCUUUACCGGGUAAAAUGUAUUUAAUUAUAUAAUUCAGCGGCAUUUGAAGCAAUGGAUUCCAUUGACACCACCAAGCGGAAGCCUAGACGCACUCACGGCACACCAUCCUUCAUAUACCGCAAUAGAUUUGCCUAUGCCCUGUUGGCCGCCGGAACUGUGCUAUUCGGAAUUUGGAGUCUGACGCCCAUUCAGCGUAUUGCCAACGAAAAGCUGUGUGAGGCGGUGGCUCAAACGGAACAGGAGCGCGAUCGAAAGGGUCUUUUUGAGUUUGGCGCUCCGAGGACCUCGAAAUUCAUUGAGGAGGCCAUCAAGGAAAGCGAGGAGCAGAGGAAUCUAUAAUGGAUCGCAAGACACGAAGA
Molecule: messenger RNA, 413 nt
Organism: Drosophila suzukii
Lineage: Eukaryota; Metazoa; Arthropoda; Insecta; Diptera; Drosophilidae
Source: RefSeq, a predicted model, not a curated record